AUGCUGGACGUGGCGGAGACCGAUGAGGGCGAGGCUCUCACCGGGGCGGAGCUCUUCCACUACAUCGCGACGCGAAACGAACAACAGCUGGCGGAGAACAGACGAAAAGUUAAGGAGUACACGCAGCUGCAGGAGGUUCUGCAGAACCUCACUGAUCGAUGUCGUCUUUCAAUCUUAGCGCCCGUCGCGGGCGGCAUGGCGUAUUUUGAGGCGACUAUGGACUACACGAACAACAUCCUCGUCCUUCUCGGCGAUAGCUGGUUUGCCGAGCGUAGCGCAAAGCAGGCGCGCGAGAUUGCGGGUCGCCGUCUUGACUUCCUGUGCCGGGAGGAGGCGGCUCUCCUGGCGGAGGCGAGCGCGCUGCAGCAGAGGCAGAGUUUGUUCCUCUCGGAGAUCCCCAACGCGGAGCGGGCGAUGGCGGAAGUGGAGGCCGCCAAGGCGGGGGCCUUUCACGGCUGCAGCGAGAAGGGUGAGGGUUCAGCUGCACCUACUACCACUACUACUACUAUCACCAAUGCCACUGUUGGUGCUGGAGCACCGCCAAUGGGGAAAGAGGGGCCGCUGCAAUUAGGACUGGAGGAUCAAGACUUAGCGGUGAUUGAUGAACUGGAUCAGCUUACAGAGGACGAGCUUCUGCAGAUUGAGGAGGAACUGGGGGAUAAGAUCGAGGAUGAUGAGUUGGUGGAACGCAUCAUAACAGAAAGAAUCAUUGCCAAGAAAGAGAAACGCGUGCGGGAGCAGUUACAAAAGAGCAAGGUGCGGGUGGUGCCCUUGGCCACAGGGGCGGAGGCUCCACCACAAAAUAUACAAGAACAACAACAACAACGACAGCAACAACAGGACCUAUCGUUCACCUCCGCACCACCAAAGUUCAACGCCCCGGGGGAUAUUGGCCGAGCGGCCGCUGCUGUGGUGAGCGAAACGGUGGGUGUUGAUUCAACCGAAUCGGGCGCCGCCAAAAAAUCAAAACGGCGCAUCACAUUCAGCGACGUUGUGGAUGUCGUGCCCCCGGAGGGGCCGGUGACUGCCAUGUCUGCACCGCUGAGAGGCGGGGAUGUGCAGCUCUCCAGCGGCAAUGUGCUUGGCGAGGUGGUGGAACACGCAGCGAUGUCCUCACCACAUCCCAUACCUGUUGCUGCUGCUGCGCCAAAGCGGAAGUCACUCUUUCGGACAGAACUGGAGGGCGGAAAGUAG
Trypanosoma grayi is the source of this 1194-nucleotide messenger RNA. RefSeq lists its product as hypothetical. NCBI's taxonomy places the organism in Eukaryota, Euglenozoa, Kinetoplastea, Trypanosomatida, Trypanosomatidae. Gene Ontology annotation, molecular function: phosphatase inhibitor activity; chromatin binding; transcription corepressor activity. The record is from RefSeq and is a predicted model, not a curated record. The transcript has a single exon. Gene Ontology annotation, biological process: negative regulation of transcription by RNA polymerase II; negative regulation of phosphatase activity. The coding region runs from base 1 to 1194 and encodes 397 amino acids.